AUGGCCGCCUAUCUCAUGAGUCAUUAUCCUUCAACACCACCUACAUCCUGUCUCAUUGCUGCUAAAAGUUGUGUACCCCCAAUCAAAGCUACAACCAUUCCUCGACUGGAGUUGAUGGGAGCUGUGCUGUCAACUCAAGUGGUGAAAAGCAUUACACAAAUUCUCUCAGUUGCAACUGUUACCUUUUGGACGGACUCGACUAACGUUUUAUUUUGGGUUCUCAACCAAAGUCGCAGCUUUAAGCCUUUUGUGGCCAACCGAGUGGGUGAAAUCCAGAGAACGACAGACCCAACGCAGUGGAGGCAUGUUCCCGGAAAGCUUAAUCCCUCUGAUCUGCCAACCAGAGGUGUCUCUGCCAAAGAUCUCAUUGAAAGCAAGGUCAGAAAAACUACCAACGACAGUCAUUGAUGAAUUCGAGCAUGGCAAAGGGAAAAGAGUGUCAAAAACACAUCUCACCCAGAGCCCCAAUGAAGAUACCACGAGCGAAGUUUUUAUGGACCCCACAAAGUAUUCUAGUCUCCAACGCCUGGUCCGUGUUACAGUGUGGAUAUUACGGUUUGCAAGGAACUGCAAGUUGUCAAAGGAAAGGAGAGUACUAAGCGCAACACUCGCGUCAGAGGAUAUCACCGAAGCUGAGACUGUGUGGCUACGAAGAACACAGAGUCCUUUCCAGAUGGAGAGAAACAAUUGUUAA
Messenger RNA from Paramuricea clavata, 694 nucleotides. The record is from the annotation of a GenBank genome assembly. NCBI's taxonomy places the organism in Eukaryota, Metazoa, Cnidaria, Anthozoa, Malacalcyonacea, Plexauridae.